UCAAACAUGUGCGCAUUAAAAUGUGAGUAAUGCGCAAGUAAUGGUGGACCACACCGGCGCUUAGACGAAGUCAUUCGAAGCUGCAUCAGUCUCCGACACACUAACCAAAACCAGUGCCAAUGUCUACUGUAAGAACUGAAUAUCAAAGACGACUUUUACUAACAGGAUUCUCGAUCCGGACCCUAGGGAUGUGGUUUCGUUCGAUAUUCUUGUCAAUAUUCAUCGAGUCAUCUUCAAAGAAACCGCAAGGAGCAUAACAGCAAAAUCCACAGCGUUUGAGGACCAAGAAAGUAUAAAAGCAGUAUGGACGGCGGGAUAUAACCCACUGCAGUUUUCUUCUCAAUCGGCCUACUUUCCUGACAGAAAUGCCGUCUACUCAUGAAAUUUCGAUAUCGUCCUAUACGCACGCUAGGCAAUUGCCUGACUUUGUGUUUAGCACUCUGGAGGCUAAUCGAAUCGAUGCCAACGUGAUUCUUCCCCUUCUGAGAAAGUCAUCCGAUAGCGAACGGUCGAAUUUGCCUAUCUCCUUCAACCAGCUAUGGCUCUGUUGUAUUUCCUAUGACAGCAGUAUUACCGGCACAGUGGAUAUGGUACUCUCUUGUACUGAGAACGAGUUGGGAAAAUACCCAAUUUUCAUCGUUCCUACCUGGCCCAGAUCGCUUUGGACUCGAAAUUCACUCGAGGUCCGCCUUCGGAAACUCGCAGAAGCUCUAUUCAAGAGCGUGCCCCGAGAACGAGUUUACAGCGUUUUUGCGCCAGAUAUCAUCGUUUCCCUAUUUUCACAGCAAUGGUCUGAGCUUGCGGGUGUUAGCAUCAACAAUGAGCCUUACUACGCGGCGAGGCUGCUGUCUUGCACUGCUGUCAUCCCUCAACCUUCGACACUCCCUCCUUUCGGAACCUGUCGCCUGGCAGACACUGCUGAUACCAAAACGGUAGCCAAGUUGUGUAGAAGAUUCUCUGAAGAAUCAGAACCCUUUGUUUUAGAACGUGAGGGAGCAUUCAAGGAAGCCAGAUUGCUCAUUUCCAAGGAACAAGUCUGGGUUCAUUGUGUCUCCGGGAAAAUCACUUGUAUCGCAGCCUUCACUAGGAACACUGCGGAUACGGCGACCAUUACAAAAGUAUACACACAUCGCUCUUGGAGAAGGCAGGGAUGUGCUAAACGCCUUGUAAGAGAGGUCACUGAACACCUGCUAGGAACUGGUAGGAGCGAGGUUGUAUUAUACGUUGCGCACAACAAUGGCAGCGCAGCAAAGGUCUAUGAAAGCGUUGGAUUCGUUGAGCCCGAUGGUGCUGUUGCCAUUGGGCACUCUGUCAAAUGGACAGAGGUAGGUUUCGACAGAAACUUCGUUGAGCUUGGUCACUGGUGAUUCCUCUUUACCUCGUAUAUUUAUUUGUAUCUGGACCCUGCUAGAACGUGCUAAGUAUAUACAUAGCGUGUAUCAAAAGGACAGAAUUUUCGUAAACACUAGAUAGAUAGAUAGAUUAUAAGUUUCACGGCUCCGUUUCAAUGGGAACAGCCAGGCCCAGCUGCCUCUAUCAUAUCUACUCAUCCCAGAGGAUGGUAC
Messenger RNA from Lentinula edodes (shiitake mushroom), 1565 nucleotides. RefSeq names its product acyl-CoA N-acyltransferase. The record is from RefSeq and is a predicted model, not a curated record. The coding region runs from base 366 to 1367 and encodes 333 amino acids. The transcript is spliced from 2 exons. Lineage: Eukaryota; Fungi; Basidiomycota; Agaricomycetes; Agaricales; Omphalotaceae. Gene Ontology annotation, molecular function: acyltransferase activity, transferring groups other than amino-acyl groups.